GGGCCUCAAAGGAGAGGCAGGGGCCAAAGGAGCCAUGGGGCUGUUUGGGGCCCGUGGACCAGUGGGCCAAAAGGGAGAUGCUGGCGAGCCUGGAGUCAAUGGAGAAGUGGGUCAUAACGGGGACGAUGGAUUGGACGGAGCCACAGGAGCCAAAGGAGACAUGGGACUCCAGGGACAGAAGGGAGAUCAGGGUGACAGAGGUGAACCUGGCUUACCGGGGGAUACUGGGCAGACAGGAGAGAAGGGAUUCCGAGGCCUACCUGGACGCAUAGGAAGCACUGGGCUAGAUGGAGAAAAGGGAGAGAUGGGUAUUCCUGGAACCCCAGGACAUCCAGGGCUCAAUGGACUCACAGGACGGAAGGGUGAAAAAGGGGACGGGGGUAUCAAUGGAGUAGAGGGAGCACCAGGACUAAAAGGAGAGAAGGGUGCAACUGGUUUCCCAGGGUUCCCUGGGUUUAAGGGGUCAGCAGGGACACCAGGCAGUGAUGGAGCGGAGGGGCGACCAGGACGUAAUGGGUCCAAGGGAGAGACAGGAACCAAGGGAGAGAGGGGCAGGAGAGGCAGAGGGAAGCCUUGUCAGACAGGACCACCUGGAAGUCCAGGACAAAGAGGAGGCAGUGGAGAGCUCGGAAACGAGGGACUGAAGGGAGAGAAAGGGGAACCCGGACUCUCUGCCGAGAAGAUGAAGGAGCUGGUCAACCAAGAGGUUGUGAACCAGUGCGGGAUGAACUUGAAGUUUGUGGUGAAGUCCAAGGACCCGGAUGCUGAGAGCAUGUUGUUUGAGAGGGAUCCGGACGAGCUUGUAUCCAUCCUCACACGCAGCCUACCUGAGGAUGAGAUGGGAGAGGAGGAAGAGGACAAGAAAAGACUUGAAAAGGAGCUGGUAGGAUCAACCACUCCUCCCCCAUCCCCCCUGCGAGAGGAGGGGACCCCAGGUGAUGACCACCUUACUGACGCUGGAGCCAACAGGGGAGCCGAUUGGGGACUGAGGCACAGGAGAAGAAGGGUUCCGGGAGUUGGGCCACACUCAUCAGACUUGACCCCUGACCCCUGCCUGGAGCCCAUGUCAGAGGGGGGGUGUUGGGAGUAUGUCCUGCUGUGGUACUACCACCCCCGCUCCGGGGAGUGCCGGCCGUUUGUCUACGGGGGUUGUGAGGGCAACCACAACCGCUUCAACACCAAACACGAUUGUCAGAGGUGGUGUGGGAAAGAGAGGAGAGGUCUCGAGCCUAGAAGGUGAGAGACAGCCGCCAAUCAAGACAAUUCUUUUUUUGUAAAUGCCACAGUGUAAAAUGUUAGAAUUUUUGUGCAGAUCAGUUUUUUUAUAUUUAAAGUAACCUAAUGAUUAUAUAGACCAGAGCUGCAUGGGUUUCAUAUAUUUGCAAAAUCAUUUGAAAUGCUUUUUCUGUGCCUGUUUGAGCUUGCCUGGCUUAAUAACCCAAUAGAAAAGUCCCAAAACUGCAAAAUCCUGCCCAUCUGGGACUCCAGGCAGUCUUAAGCUAAUGCUCAAAUUAUUUUUCAAGUAUUUGAACCCAGGUCUAAUACAGGCAUUAUAUUUUCUAUUGACUAUGACAAUUAUAGUGACUCACCAUGUGAAUGUUAUGAAUGUGUUCUUUCAUGUUUUAAUCAAAAGGUAGCCUGCACAUUCUAUAGUACUAUAGUAUACCACAUUCUAUAGUACUAUAGUAUAGCAUAUUCUAUAGUACUAUAGUAUAGUAUAGCACAUUCUAUAGUACUAUAGUAUAGCACAUUCUAUAGUACUAUAGUAUAGUAUAGCACAUUC
Salmo salar (Atlantic salmon) is the source of this 1783-nucleotide messenger RNA. NCBI's taxonomy places the organism in Eukaryota, Metazoa, Chordata, Actinopteri, Salmoniformes, Salmonidae. The record is from RefSeq and is a predicted model, not a curated record.